Molecule: messenger RNA, 399 nt
Organism: Raphanus sativus (radish)
Lineage: Eukaryota; Viridiplantae; Streptophyta; Magnoliopsida; Brassicales; Brassicaceae
Product: disease resistance protein RFL1
Exons: 1
Coding region: 1-399 (132 amino acids)
Source: RefSeq, a predicted model, not a curated record
AUGGGUGGUUGCUUCUCUAUCUCGUUGUCAUGUGAUCAAGUCGUGAAUCAAGCCUCUCAAUGCUUAUGUGUCAAACAGAGCUAUAUUCACGACCUAGAAGAGAAUCUCUCAGCUUUGGAAAUAACCAUGGAAGAUCUAAAGGCAAGGCGAGAUGAUUUGUCAAGAAGGGUGAAGAGAGAGGAGAAUAAAGGUCUAAGAAGGCUUGCACAAGUCCAGGUAUGGCUUACUAGGGUUGAGACCAUCGAGAGCCAUGUCAAAGAUUUGUUAUGUGUUAGAAAAACUGAGCUUCAGAGGUUGUGUCUUUGUGGGUUCUGUUCCAAGAGUUUGAAACUGAGCUAUCAGGAUGGGAAACGGGUUUUUAUGACGUUGAGGGAAGUUGAUGUGAAGAUAAGAAUUUGA